Molecule: messenger RNA, 2537 nt
Organism: Crotalus tigris (Tiger rattlesnake)
Lineage: Eukaryota; Metazoa; Chordata; Lepidosauria; Squamata; Viperidae
Gene: RBM7
Product: RNA binding motif protein 7
Biological process (GO): regulation of alternative mRNA splicing, via spliceosome
Cellular component (GO): nucleus
Molecular function (GO): single-stranded RNA binding
Source: RefSeq, a predicted model, not a curated record
GAGAUUGCGAAGUUCGGCUCUUCUUAGCGCGCAUGCGCCCCGCAGCCGCCGUCGUGCGGAAGAGAUGGGAGCGGCGGAGGCGGACCGGACGCUCUUCGUGGGCAACCUCGACCCCCGCGUGACCGAGGAGCUGGUCUUCGAGCUCUUCCACCAGGCAGGCCCAGUCAUUAAAGUAAAGAUCCCGAACGACAGGGAUGGGAAACCAAAACAGUUUGCAUUUGUGAAUUUCAAACAUGAAGAAUCUGUUCCCUAUGGCAUGAGUCUGCUUAAUGGGAUCAAACUUUUUGGGAGACCACUCAAAAUUCAGUUCCGAUCAGGGAGCAGUCAUGCAUCUCAAGAGGUCACUUCACCAUGUGCCCCCCAUGGAUUUGCAAACGGAAACCCCUCAAGUCCACAGCAUCUAGCAGCAGCAUACAGCAACAGAUUCGAGAGGAACAGCGAGAACAUGUCAGCUGUUCAGAGAUCCUUCUCACCUCUAGACAACCAUCAAACAAAGGCCAUGAUGACUUUGGCAUGGCAGCAGGUCCCAUCGUAUGGUGGAAGACACAGCUCUUCGCUUCCGGAGUCUUUGCCUGCAGGCCAGCAGGGUUACUCCUUCCCCCGGUCCUCGGCCUCCCCAGCGCACUGGCGCUCUGAGCCUCCCCGCAAGGGCAGAGUGGCUUCCCACCCGUACCAGUCUGGCCACAGGCACCACGGCCAGGAGCAGAGGGGGGUUGUGGACUGCGGCUCCAAUUACGCCUUCCGAGGGAACCGGGAAGAGCAUUACCACGAUGACAGGAACUAUGGGGGCUGGAUGAAUUACGACAGCCAGCGUUUCCAAGAUGGCAAAUGGCACCCUUCCCGUCACUAGCAAGUAUUUUAUGAACGGAUUUUAUGAACAUUUUUUCUUGACGGUUCUUUCCCUUUUUAAAGCUUCUUUUCUUGUCUUUAUGAAGAGCUUGUAGAUGGUAACUCCAUAAGUUACCUUUUUAAAAAAAAAAGUUUUAUACGUAUCAUCUGCAAUGUGUAUUUUGAGAGAAAAUAAUUUUUGAAUUGUAUUAACUUCCCCUCAGGGUUUAGGCAAAAGAAAGAAGAAGAAAAAAGUGCCACACUUUUAAACAGGUAAAGAAAAGAAGACAUUGUGUUUAUUUUAUAAGGAAAAAAGUUCUGCUGCUUUGGUUUUAUUUUAAAACCAGUGUUGGUAUUUUUAUACAAGAGCCCCUGAGGUGGUUCUGGUGUUGCUCAGAAAAGGGCCGGGAAGGAGAAAGUUUGGUGACCGUUGAUAAUUUGGGUAACAGUGUUUUGCUACGGGAAUGAAAUUAUUGAAUAUUCGUUGUAUUAAGUGUUUUGCCUUGUGAGAUCUACAAAUAGAGCAAAUUUGCUAGAGAAUUUGAUAAUCGGUAAUGAAGGAUGUGUUAUUUAUACUAACAGACUCCUUAGUUUUUUUUUUAGUUGAUCUGAUCUCAUGGUUUUUAUAUUAAGGAGAGCCUGCAGUAUCAUUAAGUGAUUACUGCUUCUCAGGAAAUUAUUGCAUGCCUCUGCCCCGUACUACAUAUGUAGAAAAAAAUCAACGUUUUUUUGUAAAACACUUUAAAAAUUAGAAAUUUCUAAUUUAGGUAAAAUUAGAAAACCAAUAUUCAAUGAAAUGAGAAAGAGGUAAGUAUUGAUGAGAAUAUGCACCCAUUACAAGCUUAUAAGUAAACAUUUCAUCAUAAAAUGACUAGUUCCUGAGGAACUCAAAAUACUCAGUACCUGGAGAGUAAAAUCUUGCUUUUCAGUCCCCCAGUGUUUACACUUCCCAUCCCUUUCCUGGAUUUUGCGUCUGAAAUGCCAUCACUGCAUGCAACUGUAGUUCUUUGUAUUCUGAAAAAUCUUGAUGUGGCACUUCGGAAAAAGUGUUUUAGACUAGGGGCACUUUUAAUUGUAGGAAACUAGCAGGCCUAGCUUUCACUUGGCUUCAGUGUACAUCCCCAGUGCUUCCUUUAACAUUAGUCAUUGGAGUGGUAAUUAAGUGUUUGUGUUUCUGGGCACAGAUUGUGUUUCAAAUUGCUGCUUUGAGUGAAAUUAGUACUCAGCCUGCAUUUGCAAUUGGUAUACGUUUCACUUGGAGCCAUAUCCUUUUAGGGAAGAAGAAGCAGCAGUUGUAACCUGGUUCAUCCUAAUCUCUUUCCCACUUCUACAGUCUCAAGAUCACUAUUAUUUUUCUACCAAACAGAAUUCCCGAAGGAACAUAACUAGUGUUUUUUGCUGCUGUUGCUGCUUUGCUUUUUUCCCUUUUUGUUUUGAGAAGAAAGUUUUUAAGCCUUGGUUGUACUGCAUGUCUGAAGGGGUUGAUUUUUGUUAUAUUAAUGUUGACAACAUUGCUCAUAUAUAAAAUCUAUUUUCUAUUAGUAUUUCAAUGACCAUGUUUUUGAUGAUGCCAUAAUUUUAUAAAGCCCCUAAAAUUUAUUUCUAACAUUUUUCCAAGAAAUAUCUUUGAGAGUAUUAAACAUGCCCUUCCUUAGGCUUAUGUAUAUGUAUAUAAUGGCAAAAAAUAAAUUCUUUUCUUGUAAAACUGU